Molecule: messenger RNA, 2002 nt
Organism: Sorghum bicolor (sorghum)
Lineage: Eukaryota; Viridiplantae; Streptophyta; Magnoliopsida; Poales; Poaceae
Product: UDP-glucuronic acid decarboxylase 2
Exons: 5
Coding region: 148-1497 (449 amino acids)
Biological process (GO): D-xylose metabolic process
Cellular component (GO): cytoplasm
Molecular function (GO): NAD+ binding; UDP-glucuronate decarboxylase activity
Source: RefSeq, a predicted model, not a curated record
CGCGUCUCACAUCGCACGGCCGGGCACACGGCCACACCAAGCACGGCACAGCUUGCACAGGAGGGGGCGGAAAGGGAAAAAAAAAAAAGAGUUGCCGGCGGAGACACGGCGCGAAGCCUUCAGAGGGCACCACCGCCGGGCUCCGCGAUGGCGUCGGAGCCGAUCUUCCGCGGGCACGAGGAGUCCCUCCCCACGGGCGCCCCCGGGUACACGCCCAAGCCUCACAAGCCGCUGGCGCGGCCGCUCCGGUACCUCCUGGAGGAGCAGCGCCUCCUGUUCGCGCUGGUGGGCAUGGCUGUCACCUCGGCGGUCCUCCUCACGGCCCCAUCGUCGUCCAACGGGGGAGGCGCCGUCGCCGCCGCCAGUGGCGCGGCCGCGGCGGGUGGUAGCGGUAGUCUCGCGCGGCGGCAGUACUACGGCGGGUCCGCGAACGCGGCGCUGGGUGCCGCGGUGGGCGAGCAGGAGCGGCGCGCGAGCGCGGCGCGGCUGCCGCUGGGCGUCCGUCGGCGCGGGCUGCGCGUGGUGGUGACGGGCGGUGCCGGGUUCGUGGGCAGCCACCUGGUGGACCGUCUCCUGGAGCGCGGCGACAGCGUGGUGGUGGUGGACAACUUCUUCACGGGGCGGAAGGAGAACCUGGCGCACCAGGCCGGGAACCCGGCGCUGGAGGUGAUCCGGCACGACGUGGUGGAGCCCAUCCUGCUGGAGGUGGACCGGAUCUACCACCUGGCGUGCCCGGCGUCGCCCGUGCACUACAAGCACAACCCCGUGAAGACGAUCAAGACCAACGUGAUGGGCACGCUCAACAUGCUGGGCCUCGCCAAGCGCGUCGGCGCCAGGUUCCUGCUCACCAGCACCAGCGAGGUGUACGGCGACCCGCUGCAGCACCCGCAGGUGGAGACCUACUGGGGAAACGUCAACCCCAUCGGUGUCCGGAGCUGCUACGACGAGGGCAAGCGCACGGCGGAGACGCUGACCAUGGACUACCACCGCGCAGCCAACCUCGAGGUGAGGAUCGCCCGGAUCUUCAACACGUACGGGCCGCGCAUGUGCAUCGACGACGGCCGGGUCGUCAGCAACUUCGUCGCGCAGGCGCUGAGGAAGGAUCCCUUGACGGUGUACGGCGACGGCAAGCAGACGAGGAGCUUCCAGUACGUGUCCGACCUGGUGGAGGGCCUGAUGAUGCUAAUGGAGAAGGAGCACGUGGGCCCGUUCAACCUGGGGAACCCGGGCGAGUUCACGAUGCUGGAGCUGGCCAAGGUGGUGCAGGAGACCAUCGACCGGGGCGCGCGCAUCGUGUUCCGCCCCAACACCGCCGACGACCCGCACAAGCGCAAGCCGGACAUCACCCGCGCCAAGCAGCUGCUGGGGUGGGAGCCCAAGGUGCCGCUCCGCGAGGGACUCCCGCUCAUGGUCCACGACUUCCGCGCCCGCAUCUUCGGAGUCGGGGUCGGAGUCGGACACCAGCAGCAGCAGCAUCGCAACCCGGCAAAUAGCUAGCUGGAUCGACCCAACUGCUACUUUCAGAUUCGCAUAUGCGUGCAUUCACUCAAAUUUCGCCGGCAGGAAGAACUGGCCUUCAGAGCUCAGAGCCAUAUAUACGUAUCGAUCGAUGUGGAUCCAGCAGUAGUGCAGUGCGAGCGGGAAAUAUCCAUCGAAUUCAGAAGAUUUUAAGGGUAUAUGUAUGUAGAAACUAGAGUAGGCCAAGCAAGCAGAAUAGCCACAAAUGCAUGCAGUGCAAUGCGAAGAUCGUGCAUGUAGUGAGCAUCAGCAUCACGAUUCACGAGCUUGGGGUGCUUGAUUAUGCGGAUGUGUAGCGAGCAAUUCGCAUGCGUAAUUGUAACUCGUGCUGGUGCUGGAAUGUAUCAGCACACGGGCAUGGUGAGUUUAGUAGGAUGUAGUAGUGCAACAUAUGGGCAUGGCAGCAGUUCUGAAAAUUCACUUGUGCUGUUAUAUGCCAUUGUGUGUGCCUUGACGGCUUCACGAUGUGGCCGUGUGUUCCUCA